CAGAUAGUAUAAUCCAGAAAAUGUAAUGCUGUGACCACUGAAAUAGGAUUUGCCAUUUUGUAUGCUGAAGCUACGCCAAUACCGACGGCACAGUAUUAUUGUACACGCGUCUUGUAAGGUAUCAUUUGCGAAAAAGAAUACAAAUAAUUUAUAAAAAUCAUUUCUUUCUACUGAACUUUAAUUCUGAAAGGUAUGAUACUCAUUUUGAAACUAGCAAUUUGGUUUAAAACUUUUGGCUAUUUUUCAGUUGCUGACGUGUUCUAGAACGGGCCAACCCUGCCCCUACCAUUUUUUUUCACAAAGACGAAAGAGCGGCGUGGGCAGAUGCCAAUGGACGACAUCUAGGCCUUAUGCACACGGCACUGUACCGGUAUUUAGUUUGUAGUCUAAUCUUAGUAUAUCCACGUGCUGCGUUUAUUUUGUCAACAACGAUCUUGUCACGUUUUUGGAAAUUGCAAUCUUGAACUGAAUGAAACUGACAAAUUGAAGAGUAAAUUAGAUGUAGAGUCUAUGUUGAACGGUCAAGCCGGAGAGGAUCUCAUUUUUUUCAAAAUGGAGUCGAGGCGUGCGUAGUAGAACUGUCCUUCUAGGUCUGUGUCUGUGAGUUCGAUGAAUCGAUGUACUGCUAGAAUCUAUAACUUUCCACCCCGAAAGCCGGCCUAGCUGAAAAAAAAGCACUGGUGAUUUGUAAUUUCGUGUAGACCUAGUGCUGUCUAGAUUAGUAAUAAAUAGAUCUAGAAAUCUAGAUCUACGUGGAAGUAAAUUUAUGAUAAAUUAAAUCAGCGUGCUAACUGCACAGUUGGGUAGAGUCAGGAGUGAGUGGAAACUUUUGACGAUUAGGCUAUCUCUAGACUAGAGAGAGAGAGAGAGUGAUUUACAGAUUAUCAUUUGGCGUUUGGUAGCCUACCUCUAAGAACUCAAGACCUAAAUAUAACUUAUUUGUUUGAUAAAGAAUACAACAUGGAUACUUCUACUUCUAGAUCUCGACGUGCUGGUACGAUAGAACCUUUUCUUACAAGGUUUCAUUUGAGUUCUGAAGACGACAAAGACAAAGGUGGACCAAAGAAGAGAGUGGAAACUGCGGGUCACUUUCUCAUGUGCCCUAAUCUUUUUUGUGCUAUAAAAGCUGUGACAAUGAUUAUGCACAAAGACAACAGAAAAGUAAGACUUCAUGCACAUGCGCAAAAAUCUAGACCAAGUCAAUGUGUUCCCUGUAGUAAGCACUUGUGUAUAAUUUGUUGCCUUGUGCUAGCCUGCCUUUCUUUGUCAUCUGGACAAGAAGUUCAGGAAGAGGAGUGGUCUGGAAAACUAGCACCUUCCAAUGUUUCUACUCAAAGUUUGAAUGGAGGGAGUUCAAAAGGUCCGAGCUGGGAUCAACAAGUAGCAGCAAAUGAUGAUGAUGCAACUUUCACUCCUGACACUUCUCAUAGUGGCAAAUUUAUGGCUGGAGAUUUGCCCCUAAGUAAUGAGAGCAGAGUCUUUAUUUUGAGGAUCUUUUCAAGAUACAAUGGUGGGGCUGACAUGCAAACGGAAAGUUUCAUCGCUUUUUUGAAAAACAUCGGUUUGGAAGCACUUGUGAAAAAUGAAAGUCUUAGCGGUGAUACUAAAGGAAGUUUCAAUAUAUCAAAAUCUGAACUUUUUCAUCCAAAGACCAUCUUUCAUGUUGAAAGUAAUUCCAGUCACCACAGAAAUGAAAGCUCUAUUUCCAAAGAAGAGGAAACCGCCAGUACGAUGCCAAGUGAGUUACAAAACAGAGUAAAGAAGUCAGUCCCUGGGCCUGGUGGUCUCAAAGACACCUUUGGUGAGUGCUUGACGGUGGAAGGCAUUUCCAGAAUUUUCCGUCUUGACAAAGACAGAAAGCUCACUGUACCCGAUUUUAUGCGGAUUUGCCCGGCACUUCUUGACCAGCUGGAUGGAGGUUAUUGUAGUCCAAAGUCAUCGAGCACUCAGAAAUAUAACAGCGAGAAGCACAAAAGACAUGAACAUCAUCAAGGAACAGAGGAUACUGUUGAUCACCAUCAUGAUCACGGACAUGACGGACACGAUCAUUCUCACGAUGGGCAUGAACACGAUCAUCAUCACGAUCAUGGGCAUGACGGACACAAUCAUUCUCAUGAUGGCCAUGACCACAACCAUGAUCACGACAACGAGCACUCUCCUUCUAAUGGAACAGAAAGCUCAUGGAACUACAAACCAAAAGCUGCUCAUGCGUGGGGCUACACUAUGCUGUCUGUGACGGUCAUCAGCCUGUGCAGCUUGGCGGGAGCGCUGGUCAUCCCCAGCAGAAGGCGAGUCUUCUACAACCACACGCUGCAGUUCAUGGUGGCUCUGGCUGUCGGCUCCAUGCUGUCCGAUGCUAUGCUGCACCUCAUUCCUCACGCAAUGAUGGAUCAUGGUCACGGAGGGGAUGAUCACAAAGGUCAUGGUCACGGGGGAGAUGAUCACGAAGGUCAUGGUCACGGGGAGGACUCCCCAGAUGGACACGGCCAUCACGACAGCCACAGCAAACACCAGGAAGCCAUGUACAAAGGCCUGGUUGGGCUACUGGGCAUCUAUGGCUUCUUCUUCCUGGAGAGGUUGUUCACACUGUUCACGUCGUCCCAGAGAGAUCGCAAGUCGAAAAAGUCACAGAGGAAGGCCUGUUUGGAACGGAAGGUUUGUGAUGCCUCAGUGUCUAUCCCUAUGGUAGCCAGGGGCCCCAAUGGGAAACUGAAUGAACCUUCUUGUGAGGACACUGUUAUGGUGGUACAUCCCAAUAAAGCCUUGAAGGGCUUUGCAGAUGCCUCCCACGAGUCGUACCUGCACAUGUGUGACGAAUCACAUCUGGCUUCUCCUGUGGAUGAAGUAGGAGUGUCUCCGGAAACCACUGACGUGUUGGCUGCUGAGCAUGCAAUCAGAAAAAAUGGAAAAGUUCUUGAGAAAGUGGAUGAAGAGAUUCUUGGAAUAUCCUUUAAACUGGAGAGCCAUGACAUGGAGACUGGCCAUGAACACAACCACGGCCAUUCUCACAGUCAUAUGGUCAAUGGCCCCCUUCCAGCCAUCGCCCUGAUGGUCAUCAUGGGUGACAUGGUGCACAACUUCUGCGACGGCCUGGCUAUUGGCGCGGCCUUCAGUGCCUCUUUGGCCGGAGGCGUCAGCACGUCUGUGGCAGUGUUGUGUCACGAGCUGCCGCACGAAAUUGGGGAUUUUGCCGUUCUGAUUCGCUCCGGGCUGAGCGUGAAACGAGCAGCUUUCCUCAACAUGGUCUCUGGUAUCCCCUGCUAUCUGGGCGCUGUUGUUGCUCUGCUGGCCGGGGAGUACGGUUAUCUGUCCCAGUGGAUCUUUUCCUGGGUCGGUGGGAUGUUUAUCUACAUCACUUUGGCUGAUCUGAUUCCUGAGAUGUCCUCAGUGUACACAAAGUGCGGAGAGCCAUGGUACCUCCACCUUCUUCUCCAGGCCUGUGGCAUAGCCCUUGGCACAACAAUCUUGCUCAUCCUUGGGGCGGCAGAGGAAGAAAUGCUGCAGGCCUUCCAGCACUGAGGAUGGGGGGGUUGUCUCCCUCCAGCGGGUCUACAGCCCCAGAACCUCCUCCUCCCAGGAUCUUGGGGCUGGCAAUUCCCUUGCAAGUAUGCCCUUUGCUUGAAUCAAGUGAAGGCCUAAUUGACAGACCCGCAGGAACACCAUCUGUGUAAGGACUUGUAUUGUGCUUAGUAUGGCUCUGAAUUAUUCUUGUAAUGAAAUAGCACUAAUAAGCAUGAAACAUUGUUUUUACAGAUGUGUACACAAGUUCCCAAGUUUAAUCAAACAUAUUUUUCGAACAGUUAAUUGAAUUAAGUUAUAUUUGUUUAUUGUAGAAUGAUCUGUGUCCUGAUAUUAAAUGUAAUAGCAUAGAUAUUCAACAUGAACCGAAAUGUUUUGUUUUGUUAUGUCGGAUGGAAUCUGUGUAGAAAAAGGAAUCUCCAUCUUUUUGUGUUUUUGUCUUACAUUACUUGCAAUGGUGGCUGGGCGCUGUUUGCUCAGUUGGUAUCAUGCUGAACUAUGGGGGGUAUGGUCCUGGUUCAAAUCCCAGCCAGGGAGUUUUUGAACUUGAGUCAUUUUAUGGAGUUUUCAAAGCUCUUGACCCACCCUUUUGGCUCAGUCCUAUGUUGAAAGGGGCAUUGAACACAUAUACUUACCUUUUUUUUUUUCCAAUUUUAUUUUUUUACAAUUGUUGAAGUAAGUUUAUUGAUUUGAAUAUUUUGUUUCCCCCCAGCAUGCUUUAACCCUUUGCUUUUUUUCAAUAUUUUGUUUUACCCCUACACUUCCAAGAACAUUCCCGUUUAUCCCGAUGUAAAGCAUUUUGUUGUUGUGGCCAGUGAUCCUUAAACACCAUGUCUGUAAGAGGACCAAACACUAUAGCUUUGAAACAAUUUAUUUUGUAUUAUAUUGUGGUCACCAUGAAAAAAUAUACUGUUUGUCUUUGUCGCUUGUCACCGUUCUCGUGGAACAAGCCUUAAUGUCCAACUUGGUGGACAAAAGCCGCACUGACUUGG
This is a messenger RNA of Aplysia californica (California sea hare), 4511 nucleotides long. RefSeq names its product zinc transporter ZIP10-like. The transcript has 10 exons. The record is from RefSeq and is a predicted model, not a curated record. Gene Ontology annotation, cellular component: membrane. Bases 961 to 3519 code for a protein of 852 amino acids. Gene Ontology annotation, molecular function: zinc ion transmembrane transporter activity. Lineage: Eukaryota; Metazoa; Mollusca; Gastropoda; Aplysiida; Aplysiidae. Gene Ontology annotation, biological process: zinc ion import across plasma membrane; intracellular zinc ion homeostasis.